AUGCUCACUAUCAAGAAAGGAAACCAGACAAUGAUGUCUGAAUUCAUCCUUCUGGGAUUUGCAACUCUCCCUGAGUUUCAGCCUCUUUUUUUCCUUUUCUUCUUGAUAAUAUAUCUUGCAACAAUAACUGGAAAUCUCCUCAUUAUAUUCUUAGUGAUAUCUGACCAUCAUCUUCACUCCCCCAUGUACUUUUUCCUGGGGAAUCUGUCCUGCCUAGAGACCUGUUAUAGUUCAAUCAUUUUACCAAAAAUGUUGGCCAAUUUGUUUACUGGUCAACAGUCCAUUUCUUUUACUGGAUGCACGAUCCAAUUCUAUUUCUUUAGUUCUUGUGCUGGUACAGAGACUUACCUCCUGGCUGUCAUGUCCUAUGACCGAUAUCUGGCAAUAUGUAGACCUCUGCAUUAUACUUCCAUCAUGCAUGGAAAUAUAGGUGUCCAGAUCAUGAUGGGAUUGUGGAUUACUUCUUUUCUAGCUGGUUGCCUAACAGUAUCUCUUUUGGCUCAGUUAUCAUUCUGUGGCUCCAAUGUCAUAAAUCACUACUUUUGUGAUUUGAUUCCACUUGAAAAACUUUCAUGUAGUGACACAAAUCAGAUUGAAUUUGUAACCCUUUGCAUUAGUUUCAUUUUCAUUGUCAUCCCAUUUGUAUUAACACUAAUAUCCUAUAUUUGCAUCAUUGUCACAAUUCUAAAAAUAUCUUCUGUUACCGGAAGGCAAAAGGCCUUUUCAACCUGUUCUUCUCAUCUCAUGGUAGUUUGUCUUUUUUAUGGUACAUUAAUAAUUGUUUACAUUUUGCCAGAUACACCCAGUUUGAGGGAACUGAAUAAAGUUUUUUCCAUUUUCUAUACUGUCUUGACUCCUCUGAUCAACCCUUUAAUCUACAGUUUAAGAAACCAAGAAGUCCACAAGGCCCCUAAUGCGAAUUAA
This is a messenger RNA of Pantherophis guttatus, 924 nucleotides long. Its product is annotated as olfactory receptor 1f45-like. Gene Ontology annotation, cellular component: membrane. Gene Ontology annotation, biological process: G protein-coupled receptor signaling pathway. The record is from RefSeq and is a predicted model, not a curated record. Gene Ontology annotation, molecular function: olfactory receptor activity; G protein-coupled receptor activity. NCBI's taxonomy places the organism in Eukaryota, Metazoa, Chordata, Lepidosauria, Squamata, Colubridae.